Molecule: messenger RNA, 2564 nt
Organism: Pimephales promelas (fathead minnow)
Lineage: Eukaryota; Metazoa; Chordata; Actinopteri; Cypriniformes; Leuciscidae
Gene: fbxo42
Product: F-box protein 42
Cellular component (GO): SCF ubiquitin ligase complex
Molecular function (GO): ubiquitin-like ligase-substrate adaptor activity; protein binding
Source: RefSeq, a predicted model, not a curated record
GACGUGUGUGCGUGCGCGCUCCCGUGCGGAGGGAAGAUGGCGGAUGUUUGGAGUGAGGAGAUUCAAGAGAGCAGCUGAUAAAGAGAAACACAAACAACUGCAGAAAAACAGAAGCAGCGCGCGGGCGAGAGACACACCGAGCGUCACGCACACAGACGUACAGACGGCGUCAUGUCUCGCGGCUCAGACGGGGAAGACGGCUGCCUGGUUGCUAUGGACACGGAGGAGGGCGGGGCUCUGGCGCCAGGGGGAGGAGCUCUGGCGCCAGGGGGCGGGGCCAGCACUCACAGCAUGGGGGAGCUCCCGGAGGAGGUGCUGGAGUUCAUCCUCUCGUUCCUGUCGCCCUAUCAGGAGCACAAGAUGGCGGCGCUUGUGUGCAAACAGUGGUACCGCCUCAUCAAAGGUGUGGCGUAUCAGUGUUAUCAUGGUUUCCUGCGGGCCGUUCAGGAGGGAAACAUCCAGUGGGAGAGUCGCACUUAUCCGUACCCUGGAACGCCCAUAACACAGCGCUUCUCACACAGCGCGUGUUAUUACGACAGUAACCAGUCGAUGUACGUGUUCGGCGGCUGCACUCAGAGUAGCUGUAACGCGGCCUUCAACGACCUGUGGCGCCUGGACCUCAACAGCAAAGAGUGGAUCCGGCCGCUGGCGUCAGGCUCGUACCCGUCCCCGAAGGCCGGGGCCACGCUGGUCAUGUACCGGGACCUGCUGGUUCUGUUCGGCGGGUGGACCCGGCCCAGCCCGUACCCGCUGCACCAGCCCGAGCGCUUCUUCGACGAGAUACACACCUACUCGCCCUCCAAGAACUGGUGGAACUGCAUCGUGACGACUCACGGGCCUCCGCCCAUGGCUGGCCACUCCUCCUCCGUCAUCGGCAGCACUAUGGUGGUGUUCGGGGGCUCACUGGGGGCCCGGCAGAUGAGUAACGAGGUGUGGCUCCUGGAUCUGGAGCAGUGGUCCUGGUCCAAACCCAGUGUCAGCGGCCCGUCUCCUCACCCGCGCGGAGGCCAGUCUCAGAUCGUGAUUGACAGCGAGACGCUGCUGAUUCUGGGCGGCUGCGGCGGGCCGAACGCUCUGCUGAAGGACGCCUGGCUGCUGCACAUGAGCGCCUCCAGCUGGACGUGGCAGCAGCUGCGGGUGGAGAACGAGGAUCACGGCGCGCCGGAGCUCUGGUGCCAUCCGGCCUGCAAGGUGGGUCAGUGUGUGGUGGUGUUCUCUCAGGCUCCGUCUGGUCGAGCUCCUCUUAGUCCGAGUCUGAACUCUCGGCCGUCCCCCAUCAGCUCCACUCCCGCUCCUCUGGGCCCGGACCCGUCCUCCCAGCGCUCCCAGUCCCCGGUGCGUAGCGGCGCGGCGGGGGCGGUUCUGGGUGCCGUCGAGGAGGCGCCGUGUGUGAACGGGCGCUGGGGAACGCUACGGCCCAGAGCGUCGGCGCGACCACGGGACGGGAGUCCAUCGCCCUCGCGAGGUCCCGAUAGCCCUCCGUUACUCAACGGCUCGUCUCCGUCGCCACGCACUAGCCCAGCGGCGGUGUCUCCACCUGCGCGACCCGCGGACUACAGCUGGGACGGCGACCCGCUCGGUGCUAACGGGAUUCACACGCCUCCACACACCCCGCCGGGAGCCGUUUCUCCCGCCGCACUGCGGCGCGGUCUGGAGGCCGUUAAAGCCUCGUCCUCAUCCUCGUCGUCGCAACCCCAGCCUAGCGCCUCCGCAGUAACUCCUCCCACCUCCUCCAGCCCGCCACAGGCCGACGCCCACUCACUCCCUCCCAUCGCCCGCCGGCUCGCACACCAUCCGCCGCAGAGCCUCAACGUGGGCAAGCCGCUGUACCAGUCGCUCAACUGCAAACCCAUGCAGAUGUACCUGCUGGAUGUGUCGCGUGCCAAGGCGGAGGGUGUGGUGUCGUGGAAGGUGUAUGGCGGCGGCGGAGCGGCUAGCGCGGUCACGGGGCCGCCAGAGACCAGCCUGCACACGGUGGUUCAGGGCCGCGGGGAGCUCAUCAUCUUCGGCGGGCUCAUGGACAAAAAGCAGAACGUCAAAUAUUACCCCAAAACCAACGCCUUGUACUUCGUCCGUGCCAAGAGGUAAUGGAGGAGCGCUAGCCGCCGCGACACGACGGGAACGACUGCUGCCCUUACACUAAUUUACCUUAAAAUACUGCUCAACUCAUAUAAAGGACACUCAAACAUAGUUGUUGUUUCAAUUUAUGAGUGAAUGAAUGAGGUUUUUGCUAUGUGCUCUGCAAGAGUGUGUGUGUGCGACUGUGCGUGUGUGUGUGUGUUUGAGAGAGAGAGAAAUCUAGAAGGGAAUGUUUUAUUGUUUCUGUAGCAUUUCACCCUCAGAAACAUCGAUCUGACUGAAGGAAACACGAUUGUAGGAUGAACUGAUGAAAUGGACCUUUUUUACCGCUCUUUCAGCCUGCAUUGUUUACAUUAAGUGUGUGUGUGUGUGUGUGUGUGAGAGAGAGAGAGAGAGAGAGAGAGAGUGUGAUUGUGCUGUGGAGGGAAUGAGACCGUGGAUUGUAAACGGAAAUAAAGAAAGUUCUCCAUGUUUUAAUUCUCUGA